Alosa alosa (allis shad) is the source of this 834-nucleotide messenger RNA. It is a transcript of the gene cby1, whose product is annotated as chibby homolog 1 (Drosophila). The record is from RefSeq and is a predicted model, not a curated record. The transcript is spliced from 2 exons. Lineage: Eukaryota; Metazoa; Chordata; Actinopteri; Clupeiformes; Clupeidae. The coding region runs from base 268 to 780 and encodes 170 amino acids.
UGGCAGCUGAAAGUAAGUAGAUGUGGUAGCCUAUGUAUCUGCCUUAUAUCUGCAAAGCAGCAUUCACUCAAUAUUUGAUGCCAUGGCUACAUCGUAUGGACUUGUGACACUUAAGUAACUUUAGAUAUUCAGUCUAAAGUCAACUUUAAGCUUGCAGCACAGCAGAGGUAACAAGUAUAAGAACAGACUUGUCCACUGGAACACACAGACACAGGACCACAUUCAUCACAGUACAGCCAAUCAGGAGCCUUCGUCUGACCCCAGACCAUGUGUACAUUAAGGGAGAUGUUGGACAGGCUGACCACCCCCCCGUACCCCUCCUACAGCACGGGCCUGUUCACCGACGUCUGGAACCCCAAGAAGAGCCCUGUCCGCCAGCGCACCUUGGCCCCUUCCCUCUUCGGCCUCAGCUAUGGCACGCGUGGCCCUUACCUGGGGCUCACCCCCGUUACGCCCACACUCACCCUCACUGGCCAGACCCUGACCUUCGCCGCUGGGCACUGGGUCAACGAUACCGCCACACCCAGAACAACCCCAACUGCCACCUCUAGAGACAGCUGUAGGGAGAGGCCCGAGGCUGACCCCAGGGUCCGAAGGCUGACGAAGAAGGUCCGUAACCUGGAGGAGGAGAAUAACGCCCUGAAACUGCACGUUGAACUGCUGCUGGACAUGUUGACUGAGACCACGGCAGAGGUUUAUGUGCUCACGUACACACUCAAGGAUGUAGACGAGGCCCUUGCAAAGAGUAGAAAGAAAAACAGCCAAGAGAUCUCCCAAUAAACCGGGAAAACCAAGCGACAUGACUUGGUACUGUAUUUUCCACUUUCUACAUUC